AUGGCAGCCCAUAGAACAUGGGCCAUGAAACGAAUUCAUAUAACCAUUUGGGCUUUUGGGCCUGAGCCUAUUGGACGGAGCUUAUGUCACCUCAAAAUCAAAAUCAAAUUGCAGCAAAUCCUAGGGCUCUGCAAUUCGAAAAUUGGGGGCAAAAAAUUGGAGGACGUUGGGAUGGAAGAAAGCAAGCAGAAGCUGGAAAUGGAGGUUGCUCCGGCACUAAUCGCAGUUCACCCGAACCAGAAUUCAAUAUCCGUUUCCGUCGGGUCGGACAUCCUGGUUUUCAGUCUCCGGGGUUUUGCGGAACUCUAUGUUGUCGAUAUACUUGGUUGUGAUUAUAAAGGCCCGGUUUUGAUGGAUAAGAAGGCUGUUCCGAUUCUUUCUCAUUAUUGUAGCACAAUUACAAGACUGGAAUUUUCUCCAGAUGGGCAAUACAUUGUUACUGCUGAUCGAGACUUUAAAAUUCGUGUGACUGUAUUUCCAAAAGAGCCCUUAAAUGGGGCUCAUGAGAUCCAAAGUUUUUGUCUUGGUCAUACCGAGUACAUUUCCUGCAUUACAUUCGUUCGGUUGUGGGACUAUACAUCUGGUUCUUUGAUUGAUACAUGUGAUGUUUGGACUAAGGCAGGGCUUUCGAAUUGUAAUAAAGAGCGAGAGGAGAUUAUGCCAGCUAUAACCGAUCUUUGUGCAACUUCCGAUGGCUCGCUCAGAGUCUUGGAUGACCUUGAGAUACCUGGGUCGAAGCCCCUUCUUCAAGAACUGCAGGGUAAAACGACGAUCAGUAAAGAAGCCUUUUUUACGGCAGCUGAAGCCGUUAAAACGGCCGUACGGAAUUUGUUGAUAAAAAAGCAAUACUUGGAAGAGAGGCGCGAGUUGAGGAAGAAAGAAAGGAGUGACAAGAAGAGUCGAAAGCUGGCUUAA
Messenger RNA from Striga asiatica, 915 nucleotides. NCBI's taxonomy places the organism in Eukaryota, Viridiplantae, Streptophyta, Magnoliopsida, Lamiales, Orobanchaceae. The record is from the annotation of a GenBank genome assembly.